GUACACCCAUUUCCCUAGAGUAUCCAUUUGUAUCGUCAGUGCGCGACUGAGUCGAGAUUAAAAUUAUUUUUCGAAUUCAGUUCUAAAAUGACAUUCGAUCGCUUAACAUCGCUGUUCCUACUGUGUCUGUGCUGUGACGUGAUCCGUGCACAAGGACACACAAAGGUGUGGACAAUGCCGCAGGAUAAAUUCGUAAAUUUCGGCAAAGAUGAUAUCAAUUGCAUCAAUCAAACGUACAUCUAUCAGAAAGAAGGCGGACUCUAUGUCACCCUUCCCGAACAAGUGAACACGAUCAUUUUACCAAGCACUGGUGCGGUAAUGUUCCAACAAAAUCAGGAAAUUAAAUUCACAGCCCGCAAAGCACAAUGCCACAGCGACAGCUACAACGCGAAUCACUUUAAAUUGCACAUCAUUCAACCGAUGUCCUGGUUCAACACGGACAAUUGGCAGAUCAAAGGAAGGACCCAGCACCAGAAUCGGGCCAUUCCGCACAUCGAUCGCAUACCAUGCGAAUGUGACGACGUUGAAUUUUCAACCAAUCAAAGUUUGUGGAUCGAUAUGGAUUACAUGUCCGAGAUGGUUGUGAAGCAAGUGAAAAUCAAUGAUCGAACCGACGAUUUGAGCAAUUUCCUGGAAACCGGCCUGGGUCAGUCGAUGUUCAUGCAUACGUAUUUCGGAACGUUUAAAGAGGGCAUGUGUGAAGAUACGAAAAGUUGUGGGUGUCACAGUCCGGCCAUGUUUGCCGAAUAUUUGGAGACGGUGUGCCUGAAUUCAGAAGUGUGCCACGAACCGAACUGUCUGGAGCCGAUUCAACCGAUAGGACACUGUUGUCCAAUAUGCGGAGGAGCGAUUCAAAUUAACGUCAACCGUUUGUAUUGUAUGACAGACAUACAUUCUGCCAACGAGUAUAUGCAACUGACAACGUUGAUGCACGACGAAUUCGCCGGAAAAGUUGACGCCUACAUUGGGAUGGUGCGCGGUGCUCAAGAGGACGAUAUCAAAUUGCAAAUUGUUGCCGUUGACAGGGAGGAAUAUAAUGAGCACAGCGUUGGAUUCAUCAACAAAAUGUACAAUGACAACCGCUUCUUUGGUGCGUUCAAAAGCGAAGGUGAUGUCAUGCGCUUACUGUUUUCCGGUCAGCCACAUAUACCUAAUAGUCCAAGCUCCACAUGGUUCAUUGUUUUCAGUUCACUGCUGAUGGUUUUGUCAAUGUUUGGCACGGUUUACCUUUACUACAGCGACGAUUCCAAACUGCGAAAAUACAAUCCGUUCAAUCGACUGCGCGUUUUCACGUCACCAUUCGUGUUCGCACGCUUCGACAAUACACGAGACGACGAUGCGCAGAGUAUCGCUGUUGGCGUUGAGUUCGAAGAACCGCAACCGACCACAUCCAUUUACGAGACCCUUGUGUCGGCAUUCGACAAUCCGAUGUUCAAAGCAAAGAAGGAGAAAAAAAUCGAAACAAUCGGACCGAAUGUGUUGAACAAUGUCAGUACAGAUGGUGACGAUGGUGAAAGCGUUGCGUCGGUGAAAUUGGUUGAGGUCGGAUUGGACUCUAGUGAAGAGUCUUGAACAUAUUACAUCUUGUAGCGAAUAAAUGUCUUGUGAUUGACAAAGCG
Messenger RNA from Bradysia coprophila, 1619 nucleotides. It is a transcript of the gene Amnionless, whose product is annotated as amnion associated transmembrane protein. Lineage: Eukaryota; Metazoa; Arthropoda; Insecta; Diptera; Sciaridae. Gene Ontology annotation, biological process: intracellular protein localization; receptor-mediated endocytosis. The record is from RefSeq and is a predicted model, not a curated record. Gene Ontology annotation, cellular component: endocytic vesicle; apical plasma membrane.